This is a messenger RNA of Morus notabilis, 1179 nucleotides long. Its product is annotated as probable S-adenosylmethionine-dependent methyltransferase At5g37970. Gene Ontology annotation, biological process: methylation. NCBI's taxonomy places the organism in Eukaryota, Viridiplantae, Streptophyta, Magnoliopsida, Rosales, Moraceae. Bases 1 to 1179 code for a protein of 392 amino acids. The transcript has 4 exons. Gene Ontology annotation, molecular function: S-adenosylmethionine-dependent methyltransferase activity. The record is from RefSeq and is a predicted model, not a curated record.
AUGUCGACAUGUGUCACUUACAUCUCUCUCAAUCUCGAUCUCGAUAUGUCGAGGUUUUCUAGUGGCAUUGAUCUAGCAGAUAGAGAGGGUAAGUCCAGAAAGAGAAGCUUGAAUGUGAGCAAUCAGACGACCACAAUGCCAGAAUCAUACCCAAUGAAUGGUGGAGAUAGUACUUACAGCUACACUAAGAACUCCUACUUCCAGAAAACAGCAAUAAAUAUUGCAAAGUCUAUGAUCGAUGAAGCAAUAGUAGAUUAUCUAGACAUAAAAGAAUUUUCUUCAGAAUCAUUAAACAAUAAUACAUUCUGCAUAGCUGACUUGGGAUGUUCAGUUGGGCCGAACACCUUCAAUUCUAUGCAAAACAUAAUAGAAGCUGUUCAACAAAAGUACCAAUCUCAACUAGGUCAAAUUCCCGACUUUCAAAUCUUCUUCAAUGAUCACGUCUCCAACGAUUUCAACACGCUUUUCUCUUCUCUACCCCCCGAGACCGAGAGGCGGUACUUUGCGGCCGGUGUGCCGGGGUCUUUCCACGACCGUUUAUUCCCAAAUUCCUCACUCCAUUUUGUGCACUCUUCGUAUGCAAUCCAUUGGCUCUCUAAACUGCCGGAGGAGUUGCUUGACGAGAACUCCCCGGCGUGGAACAGAGGAAGAAUUCAGUAUUGCAAGGCUUAUGCAGCUCAAUUUGCUAAGGACACGGCGAGAUUUUUGGACGCAAGGGCUAAGGAGAUAAUGGUUGGAGGAAUGUUGGUGUUGAUCAUGCCUUCAAUCCCAAAUAAUGUGCCUCAUUCUAUGUUUGAUCUUCUGGGGUCUUCCUUUAUGGAUCUGGCUAAAGAAGAAUUAAUCAGUGAAGCUCAAGUGGACUCUUUCAACUUGCCCUUGUAUGCUGCUUCCCCAAAGGAGAUGACAGAACUCAUAAAUCAGAACGGGUUCUUUAGCAUUGUGAGAAUGGAGUUAAACAAUCUUUUUUCAUGUAUAGAUAGUCAAACAACUGGAAAAUCAUGUACUAUGCACCUGCGAGCUGCACUGGAGGGUAUAAUUGUCAAACAUUUUGGAAGUAAGGUAAUAGACGAAGUUUUUCAUAGACUUUAUGAAAAAACUCAAGAGUUUUCUGAAAGGCUUGAGUCAAGCUACAAGGAAGGAACUCAGCUUGUUCUUGUGCUGAAACGCAAAUUAAAAUAA